AUGAGAGUGCUCCUGCUGAUCACUCUGCCAGCGCUGAUCGUGGCUCAGGCUCAGUACCAGGAACCAUAUCCUUAUCUGGACCCAGUCGACUAUGGACUAGAUUAUUUUCCAGAGAAUCCAGACCUGAAGAGCUCAGACCCGGGGCUGGGGACUUACCAGCAGCAGGUCCGACUGGAGCCCGUUGUGCGUCCAGAGAAACCUGAUUCAGAGUUGGAGACUGAGCCCACCGAGCCUGGACCUCUUGACUGCCGGGAGGAGCAGUACCCGUGCACCAGGCUCUACUCGGUCCACAAGCCGUGCAAGCAGUGCCUCAACAGCCUCUGCUUCUACAGUUUGCGACGGGUGUAUAUCGUCAACAAAGAGGUUUGCGUGCGGACCGUGUGUGCGCAUGAAGAACUGCUCAGAGCGGACCUGUGCCGGGACCAGUUCUCCCGUUGUGGCGUGGCGGCUCUCAGCGGGGGCUGCGGGUCGAUAGGAGGCAGCUGUGGAAAGAGCUGCGGAGGCUGCUGA
Molecule: messenger RNA, 510 nt
Organism: Knipowitschia caucasica
Lineage: Eukaryota; Metazoa; Chordata; Actinopteri; Gobiiformes; Gobiidae
Source: the annotation of a GenBank genome assembly